UUCGCUGCGGAUCGGUGUCGGAAUAUUGUUGGCCAUAUAUAGUGCAAGUUUUGCCAUCGAUAUGCGUCGAAUUCGUCGGCGGUUAAGUCUAUAGAAAGCUGUGAAAAAAACGAAAUCAACCAUUAUGGAGUUGACAAUACUAAAUUGGUUCGAUGUGAUUUCCGUGGCGCUGACUUUUCUGGUGAUAUUCCUAGUGCAAGUGCUCAACGUUUAUUUGCAUAUACUCGACGAUAAUGUCGAUAACGCCAAGUCGAUCGAUGUGGUUGAUAAAGCCCUCGCGAAAGAAUGUCCAGUACUGGAACCCGUAGCCAUAGCCACCACCACUCCUCCGAAAUCCCCGACAUUGGCCAACGGAAAGUUGGAGAAGCAAAUAAGUCUGCUGGAUAACGAUAGCGGCAUCUCAUUGAGUUCCAUCAACACCUGUUCAACAACUGCAGCGAACUCAUCUCCAACAUACCGAACACACAAUGGCUUCCACUCUUUUCCCUCGCACACGCUCAGUUUCGAGACCCUGGGCGAUGAGUACCACGAGGACGAGGAUACGCUGUCGCUGGAGAAUCUGUUUCCCUGCGACCAAACCGAGAUCUAUGCCUCCAAGAAGAUCAGUUUCAUCAUUGACGAGCUCAUCCAGACGGAAGUGAACUAUGUGAACAACCUGAAGAAGGGAAUGCUGAACUAUGGGAAGCUAAAGGAUGUGGAGGAUCUGCCAGAGGGACUAAGUGGCGAUGCGAAGCAGAAACUGCUGCUGGGCAAUGUCGAGGAGAUCCUGGAACUCCAUGAGCAGGAGAUCCUGCCACUCAUGCUGCGCAACCAGCGGGAUCUCAAAGGUCUUUUCGAUGAGUUUGCCGUUCACUUCGAGAAAAAUCGCUUUUACUGCUAUGUGAGCUUCACCAUGGGCAAGAAGUCUUCAAUGCAACUGCGGCAAGAUAAUCGACUAUGGUUGCAGACAUAUCAAACCCAAAUAAAAGACAAGCUGGGCAUCGACAGCUUCCUAGUUCAGCCCAUCCAAAGACUGACCAGAUAUCCUUUGCUCCUGCAGCAAUUCAUAUCGGAGUUCUACAAAAGUGGAAUUAGUUGCAAGCCUGUGCUGACUGCCGUUUGCAAACUGGAGACGCGAAUGCGACGUGCUCUGGAUGUGGUAAAUCAGGCCGAGGAGAUUCCCAACAUCGAGGAGCUCAAUGAGUUGGACCUCCUGCAGAUGGGAAACUUCCGGCGCUCGACGGAGUUCGACGCCCAGCACUUCCCCACCCGGAAAAAGUACCGCUCCAAGGUGUUCCUCUUCGACCGCUCCUUGGUCUGCACGGAGGUGCGGAAGCGGCGGCUGGCCUACCGGCAGCACUUCCACUGGGAGCACGUGGAGCUGCAGAGGCCGCUGGACUCCAGCUCCGCCAAUGCCAACAAGACCAUCAACCUGCUGGUGAAGCAGCAGGAUGGGGGCUCCAGUGGGAGUGGGAGGCGGGAGGAGUACUCCUUCGUGGCGGCGGAGGCGGCGGUGGUGAAGCAGUGGCUCCUGGCCACCCACAAGAUCAUCGAGAUCGCGCGGAACGAGCACGCCCGGAGGAACACCUUCAGUUUGCCCAUGGACCUGGUGCUCGGAGUCGUCGUGGCCAUCUGGCUGAUAUGGCAGUACUUGUAGAGAACCCAUGUCCUAUUCCCCAUCCACUCACAACUCUAGAUCGUAGAUAUCUAAGAAUAAAGCUAAGUUAUUUCGUA
This is a messenger RNA of Drosophila rhopaloa, 1713 nucleotides long. RefSeq names its product kalirin. The coding region runs from base 125 to 1636 and encodes 503 amino acids. The transcript has 7 exons. Gene Ontology annotation, cellular component: cytoplasm. Gene Ontology annotation, molecular function: guanyl-nucleotide exchange factor activity. The record is from RefSeq and is a predicted model, not a curated record. Gene Ontology annotation, biological process: axon guidance. NCBI's taxonomy places the organism in Eukaryota, Metazoa, Arthropoda, Insecta, Diptera, Drosophilidae.